This is a messenger RNA of Triticum aestivum (bread wheat), 2157 nucleotides long. RefSeq lists its product as uncharacterized. The transcript has 2 exons. The record is from RefSeq and is a predicted model, not a curated record. The coding region runs from base 1 to 1395 and encodes 464 amino acids. Gene Ontology annotation, molecular function: protein binding. Lineage: Eukaryota; Viridiplantae; Streptophyta; Magnoliopsida; Poales; Poaceae.
AUGGAACUGCGAUCGGGGCGUCGUCUCAGGCGCUCGCCGCCGCCGCAUGGAGCUCCCUCCAGGCGUGGUUUAGGCGGAGGAAUCGACCUCAUCAGCGCCCUGCCCGACGAGAUGCUUCUCCUAGUCCUUGUACGCCUACGUUGCGUCCGUGCCGCCGUGCAGACCGGCCUCCUCUCGCGUCGGUGGCGUGAUCUCUGGACCGGUCUCACCGAUCUCACCUUCCGCUACCUCGACCCCGCCACGAUCAAAGCAGUGCUGGCUCGCUUCGCUGCAUCUUCAACACCGGUGUCCACGCUCGGCAUCCACCUUCGAACGAGAGAGACCGCCUACCACGCCAACUUGCUGCUAUGCGCCGCCGCACUGCUCUCGCCGAGGGAGCUGGUCUUCACCCUCUCGUCGUCAUACAUGGGAGACCUGGACGACAGGAUCGAGCUGCCAUGUUUCAACUGCACCACCUCGAUCAAACUGGACACGGAACGAUUCGGUGUCCGUGUGGCGGACGGCGAGUUCAACUCGCUCGAGAGGUUGUCCCUAUCCGGCAAUAACAACGCCUUUAGCGCCUUGCUACACCGGUGCCACGUGCUGCGCGAGCUCAGCAUUACCGGUUUCGAUUCGCGGCAGCUAUCGCUACCUCCGACGGCGGAGUUCCUCUCGCUUGAGAAGCUGUCGCUCAACGGCAACAUCGUCAACAUUGGUACCAUGCUCACACGGUGUCCGCGUCUGCGUGUGCUCAGUGCCACCUUUCGCGGUGUCGAGCCUUGCUCGAUCGAGGCGGCACUCCUCGCACUCGAAGGGGCAGUGGCACUCGGCCUCGUUGUGUCCCUCCUUGGUAUCCACAUUGAUAGAGGUGGAUACAAUGUCGACGCCAAUCGAUUCUCCUCUCUUCUCCGCGCGGCGACGAGACUAUCGCCACAAGAGGUCGUCGUCACUCACGAGAUAUACGGACACGUCACUAUCGACCUGCCAUGCUUUCAUCGUGCAACUUCAAUCAUGAUGGACUUGCACUACAACAUAUCCUUCACAGUGCAACCGACCAGCGAGUUCUCUGCGCUCGAGAUGUUAUCCCUAUCAGGAAAAUGCAGGGUCUUGGACAUUGGCACCUUGGUCACCUGUUGCCCACGCCUCCGCACGCUAAAGGCAACUGUAGUAGGAAACAUCAUAGUCCACUCGACAUUGUUACAUGAGCUUGAUAUCGAUAGAGAUAUUGACACGGAGUGUCGUGGCAUCGACAUAGUAACUCCCAUGCUUAAGCAACUGCAGCUAAAGGUUCGUGCCGGUGGAGACAUUGGCAUGUCCAUCUCGGCGCCAGCAGUAGAGAAGGUCUUGUGGGAGCGAUGGUAUACAGGGUGGCCUCUUGUUUUUGGUUGUUGGUCGCUCAAGAGGAUGAGAGCGUAGAGACGAUACAGAGAAGCCAUGUAGACAGCUGGGGAGACUCGUGUUCUCAAAUGCAGCAGCUUCCACGCUUUCAUGUCCUAUGCUUGCAGCUAUAUUCCGGUGAUCAUUUGGAUGCACAGCUGAAUUUUGCACCAGAGAUGGAGAAACUACCGGUUACGAACUUCUCUGUGUUGGAGCUAAAUUUUGAAUUAGAUUCACAUGGUUACGGAGCACUUGUGCUGCAUCUGCUUCGAAUGCGUCGAAUUCGUGCCACUACGAAAAGGCUGAAGGUCGUCUUACCAUCUUGGCCCAAGGUAUUUCUCUACCAUGCUUAUAGAUCUUACAUACACAGUUCAUGCUCAAUACAUUUUCUAUAGGCAAUUUUGAUAUAAGGUCUCAACAACGAAGCUGGCGCGUGUAAAUAAUGCAUUGGCAUGCUCAUCAUUUUCUUUAGGGGGGGACGCCAAGCAUGCCUAGGAAAUUGUUCUUGUGAUAUGCCAAAGAACUGGAGCUGCCAAAGUGCCUUCUACACACGUCUUGAAUAGGUGGAGAUCCAUAACUUUGGUGGAAAGGAUAUGGAGUAUGAUUUCUUAAAACUGAUAUUCAAAUGCUCGCCAAGGCUUAAAAGAAUGACCGUCAGGUUGGCAUGGAAAUUUAGAGGCUGCACCACAAUAUUGCACAACAUUUUCUUGGCACAUCCUUCAGUGAAUUGUUAUGGUGAUUUUAGCUACGGUGAACUGGUUCCGCGUGCAUCUAGUUAGCAUGCUCCCUGAUGCCACAAAA